AUGGCCUGGUUGUACGACGACACAACUUGGUUCGACAUGCUCCCAAGUCCCCGUGCGCCAUCCAACACCAAACGGAAACCAACUACCAGUCCAGAGAACGAGUCCGAAGAGCAAGACAAUAUUCACGACGCGUCGGACGAAGGGAAAGACGAUCUUUGCGGAACACCGAUAGAAGUCAAAACACCUGAGCAAACUCCUGCCCAGGUGGACCAGUAUGGUGAUCCUCCAGAGUCGCCUGAAGAGUUUCGGAUGGGAUGCGUCAAGGAGAACGGAAUCACUGGUUUCAUGGUCAAAGUCGCAGUGAAUUGA
Molecule: messenger RNA, 309 nt
Organism: Diaporthe citri
Lineage: Eukaryota; Fungi; Ascomycota; Sordariomycetes; Diaporthales; Diaporthaceae
Exons: 1
Coding region: 1-309 (102 amino acids)
Source: RefSeq, a predicted model, not a curated record